UGUAAUACUCAAGAAUGUCGAACCUGUUUGUGGUCAGACUGGGGACAGUGGGUCUCUGGUACAUGUUCAGUAACGUGUGGGUCUGGAUCUGAGACUCAAACGCGAACAAGGAGCAAAUCAUGGGGAUCAAGCUCAGCAGGGUCUUCAGAUUGUUUAGGUAGAGCUACCGGCAGAAGGAUUGUAUCGUGCACAAGGGAUCAAUGUAGAGGAUGCCGAUGGACUGAUUGGGGUAUGUGGGUUGAUGGCCCUUGCCCAGUUUCUUGUGGGGGAGGAAGUUCUACUAGUACCAGACGUAGGACUAAACUGGAGAAAGUCAUUGGCGGGGCACGUAUCUGUCCAGGAUCGGAUUUUGAAAUGCGAACAUCGCCAUGCAACACCAACCAAUGUUGUGAAUGGUCUAGCUGGAGUAAUUGGUUACCCAGAAAUGGAGGAAUUGGUGGGAGUUGUCCAGUGACUUGUGGAGGUGGUAUUAUAAAUGCUUACCGGACAAGAACAAAGAUAUUGGGUACUGGGGGUUUACCAGAUUGUCCAGGAGUCUCAGAGGAACAAAAGACGGAACGAUGUAAUACUCAAGAUUGUCCAACCUGUUUGUGGUCGAACUGGGGACGUUGGGUCCCUGGUUUAUGUUCUGUAAGUUGUGGGUCUGGAUUUGAGAGUCAGAUACGAUCAAGGAACAAAACAUGGGGUACAGACCCCGAAGGGUCUUUAGAUUGUUUCGGUAGUACCGCUGACAGUAAAAGUGUACCAUGUACAAGGGUUCCAUGCCGAGGAUGCCGAUGGACUGAUUGGACCCAAUGGAUUAAUGGUAUUUGCUCAGUUAUUUGUGGUGGAGGAGUUUCCACUAGUACCAGACGAAGGACUAAACUGGAGAACGUCAUUGGUGGGUCACCUAUCUGCCCAGGAUCGGAUUUUGAAAUGCGUACAUUGUCAUGCAACACCAAUCAAUGUUGUAAAUGGUCCAGUUGGAGUCCUUGGAUACCUAGAAACGGUGAAUUUAGUCGCACUUGCCCAGUAACAUGCGGAGGGGGCAGUAUUAACUUUUACCGAACAAGAACAAAGACGUUCAAUACUAGCGGGAGUUCACCAGUUUGUCCUGGAGUUUCAGAAGAACAAAAAACGAAACGAUGUAAUACGCAAGGAUGUCCAAGUUGUGGUAUCUGGCAACCGUGGGAACCCUGGACAUGCCAACAAGUCUCAGGAGUGUAUGUCAUCGGGUGCACGAUACCAGGAAGACUAGUGCGAACAAGGAUGUGUCCAAUAUGUCCCGUAGGUCGAAGUGUUGAUGAUGAACGUGUUCAACGUCGAAAGAGACACGGUAGCUAUCCGUGCGAUGGAGUAUCAAUUGAGAAAGGUUCUACAUGCUGUCUUUAAUAUUUGUGACGUCGUGAUUGUGAAUUAUCAA
Molecule: messenger RNA, 1402 nt
Organism: Owenia fusiformis
Lineage: Eukaryota; Metazoa; Annelida; Polychaeta; Sabellida; Oweniidae
Source: the annotation of a GenBank genome assembly